Striga hermonthica is the source of this 1248-nucleotide messenger RNA. Lineage: Eukaryota; Viridiplantae; Streptophyta; Magnoliopsida; Lamiales; Orobanchaceae. The record is from the annotation of a GenBank genome assembly.
AUGACUUUCACAAACAAUACAAAUAAUGCAAUAUACUUCCUAACACUAACUUCCCUCCUUUUACUACUAAUCUCCCAUGAAGCCUCAUCCCAACAAACACUAUUAGCACCUCUCAACAAGGACACCCAAACUUCCCUCUACACCAUAACACUCAACUCCAACGAGCGCCACGUCAUCGACCUAAGCGCUCCCUUUUCGUGGCGCCAUUGCUCUUCGCCCCGCCAGCACACGGUGGACUGCGUGUCCGCCCAAUGCAUUCAAGCCCAAUAUCUUCUAUCACCCUCUUGCCCCAUAUCAUUCACCAAUCCAUCACCAUUACCAAACCCAUGCACUUGCAUGGUGACUCCUAUAAACCCGAGGACAAAAUCGUGUGCUCUGGAUCGGUUGACCUCGGCGAAUCUUUCUAUAUCUUAUGUCAACCGUGAAAAACCGAGGUCCGAGAUCGAAUUCAAAAAUAUAUACUUAUCAUGUGCUCGGCGAUCCCUUUUUCGGUCUUUUCCGAGAGGAGUUGUAGGUCUUGCAAGCCUUUCUUUAGCACCAUCAUCCUUCCCAUCUCAAUUCUCUUCUUCGAACUUCGGAGUUAGCCAAAAGUUCGCAAUUUGUUUGCCGAGCGGAAGUUCGUCGAGUGGGGUGAUUUCCUUCGGAGACGAGCCCAAUAAUUAUUUUUCAACUAGAAAAAUUGAUGUGUUGAGCCUUUUAUCUCACACUCCGUUACUUAGAAAUCCCAAGACAGCAGAUUACUUCAUCGGGAUCAAAGAGUUAUCGGUAAAUGGAAACUACUCGAUUCCAAUGAAUCCUAAUGAGGGAAUCAAGCUUAGCACGGUUGUACCUUACACAACGUUGAGGACCGAUAUCUUUGAAAAGCUUUUAAACUUUUUCACUAGGUCGAUGAUAAAGGGAGCUCGUUUAUUGAAAAGAGUGAAGCCAUUUAGUGCAUGCUACAAUGCUAGUGAGAUUGGCUAUGGCCGAUUCGGAUUGAACGUGCCGAAAAUUGACUUGGAAUUUGCAAACGGCAAGAAUUGGACGGUACAUGGGGCGAACUCAAUGAGGAGAGUUGGAGGAGAAGUAGCGUGUUUUGCGUUCUUGGAUGGUGAGGCAAAUCCAGAACAUUCGAUCGUGAUAGGGUCGUUCCAGAUGGAGGACAAUUUGUUGUUGUUCGAUCUCGAACAAAUGAGUUUUGGUUUCAGUUCUUCAUUGUAUUCUCAGAGGAUGACAUGUGGCGACUUCGGUAUGGGAAGUAAGGUCUGA